GUCCAAAAUGUAAAAGACUAAAAGAAUUAUGAGGUUUGUUGACUUGAAAAAUGACUAUAGCAACCAGUGAAAAUAGGAAUGGACACACAAUACAAUUUGAUUAGUUGAUUGAUUUGUUUGGUGUUGACAUUGCCCGUUUCAACAACUACUACGGAGAGAACCCUUUCAACAAUGGAACAGGUGAAAAUUGUUUUGCGCAACAAAAUGAGCAAUGAAUUUCUCGAUGAUUGGUUAACUAUUUUAUUUGGAAAUAGAGUAGUAUGUUAUUGGUAUGAAUGUAGACUCCAUUAUUGAUGAAUUCGCUAUAUUAAAAAAUCAACCUGUAUAAUUAAUAUCGUAAAAAAAAGAAUUUUUUUAAAGAUAUCUAAUUUUCUAAUGAAAUACGGCCCAAUACUCGACUAUGUUCUGGAUCCGCGACUGGUUGCACCUACACCAAACGAUACAUCUCAUAUCUCAUGGAGAAGAAGAAGAACAAAGGGAAAAAGCAUCAUCAAACACGUAGAAGAACUGAGCUGGAUAUGAGCACUUCUACUAUGCUAUAUAGUAUUGGUGCUUUAAUGUACAACUUAAAGUUGUACCAUAACAUUAAAUGUAUAAGUUUAGGGUGUACCAUAAAGUAAUUUGUACCAUUAUGUUAUGGUACAACUUUACAACUUGAAGUUGUACCAUCACAUAAAUGUACAAGUUCAAAUUGUACCAUAAAAGAAUUUGUACAAAAAGUAUAGGUACUAUCUAAAGUUGUACCAUAACGUAAAUGUACAAUUUUAAGUUGUACCAUAAAAGCAAGACCCUAUAUCACCAAUACUAUGGAAUGGGUUAGGGUGAUUACUUGUUUUUUUAUUAAUUAAUCUUACAGUCAAGAUUCUUUUAGGGUAAUUUUGGAAAUUAAAAAGUGGCCACACCUGAUUAUUCUAUAUAAUCUACCUAAACCCUAUUCUUCUCCAGCCGCUCCAAGGCUCUGUUCACAACCUCAAUCAUGGAGCUCAACCCUUUCUCAUUGCAGAAAUCCAACAUCUCCUAUGUUUCCUUCAUGCUCUCUCUCGCUGCUCUCUUGAAAACCUAGAUCUAGUAAUUUUUUUUAUUUAUUCAAUGUGCAGUAGUAUAGAUUGUUUAUAUUGGUAGUUUUCGUGUAAUGGUAUAGAUUUAUUUCUGCAAUGGUAUUGAUUGUUUAUGGUCUAGAUUGUUUAUAUUGAUAGUUUUCGUGUAAUGGUAUAUAUUUAUUUCUACAAUGGUAUUGAUUGUUUAUAUUGGUAGUUUUCGUGUAAUGGUAUAGAUUUAUUUCUACAAGGGCUAAUACCAAUAGGAAACCCGAACUAUUAACUUUGUGUCAUUUGUGUCUUAAAGUAUUCGAUACGACAUUUGUGUCCCAAACUAUUUUUCCGUUAUGGUUGACUGGCGUUGACCGUUAGUUUUAAAUAGAAAAUCUAAUCAGCGCUGAUGUGGCAUCUAACGUGGAAAUUAAAAAGAAAAAAUAACAAAAAAUGGAAAUUAAAAGAAAAAAUAAACAAAAAGUAGAAAAUUCGUUCACUUUCCCAAAUUGGCUUUUCCGCUCCCUGUACUCCUCUCCCCGAUUCGUCUCCAAGCUCCACUUCCAUGGCGGAUCUAACGAAGCUAAGGGAUGCAAUGAUUCUGCCACUUCUCGUUCACUUUCCUCUUCCGCCUCUACAUCAUCCUCCGCUAUUAACGCUUCCUCCUCUCCAUUUUACCUUUACUUUUCACCUUUCCUCUCCUCUGCUCCGGCCACCAACACAAAAUGAUGAAACCAUGACCACGCAGCUCCAGCCCUUACGUCAUCGCCGACUUCGACGGCUAGCGGAAGCGCACCUCCACCAAGUACCGCGACCUCAACCCGGUAUGGAACGAGCCGCUCGAGUUCCUCGUCUCCGAUCCGAACAACAUGGACCACGAGGAGCUCGACAUCGAGGUCUUCAACGACAAGCGCUUCGGCAACGGCAGCGGACGCAAGAACCACUUCCUCGGCCGGGUGAAGCUUACGGCUCUCAGUUCGCCAGGCGCGGCGACGAGGGGCUCGUCUACUUCGCGCUCGAGAAGAAGAGCGUCUUCAGCUGGAUCCGCGGCGAGAUCGGGUUGCGGAUCUGUUACUACGACGAGAUCCGAAUCAAAGGCCAAUUAGGUUUCCAAUCGGUCAGAUCCCGGCGCGGCUCGAUGAACAACCACAGCGCGUCGUUUCAGUGGAACGAGGACAUCAUUUUCGUCACCGGCGAGCCGCUGGAGGACUCGCUCGUCUUGCUGGUGGAGGACCGUACGAAGAAGAUGAAGAAGAAGGGAUUAUUUUUUAUUUUAAUUAUUAAUUAUUAAUUUUAAUUUAAAAAUAACAAUCUGAUGUGGCAGCUGACGUGGCGCAUAUGUGGCUGCCACAUAUGUGCCAUGUAACCAAAAGUCAACAUUUUAUGGUUGACUGUUUGGUCAACCGUUAUCUAUAACAGUCAACAAAAUUGUCAUGACGUAAAUGACACACAACUAUCAUACGUCAGGACACAAAUGUCGUAUCGAAUACUUUAGGACACAAAUAGCACAAAGUUAAUAGUUCAGGUUUCCCAGUGGUAUUAGCCCUUUCUACAAUGAUAUUGAUGUUUUUCAAAGUGGUAGUGUUUGUCUAAUGGAUUAGUACUUAUUUCGUUUUUAUUUUUUUUUGCUGAAAGAUUGAGAAAAAUAUGGAAAGGAAAUCUGGCCGGAGAUUACGGAAGUGAGAGCAAGAGAACAUUUUAAUUAAUAGAUUUUUGUAAUUACCUAAAAUAUAAUUUAUUAAAAAAUUAAUUAAUAUAAUUUAUUUUUCCAUAUCCAAUUUACCUUAGUAACCACGGUUGUAGUAAU
Messenger RNA from Linum trigynum, 2835 nucleotides. The record is from the annotation of a GenBank genome assembly. NCBI's taxonomy places the organism in Eukaryota, Viridiplantae, Streptophyta, Magnoliopsida, Malpighiales, Linaceae.